CGUCCUGUAUUUGUUACCCAGUGUGCGACGUGACUGCUUGCACAUACAGGCUGCCUUGAGGUUUUUACUGGCACAGCUCAUUUCGUUUCGCGGCCAGUUUGAAAGCUAUAUAAGUUUUGCACCGGUUCUGGGACACUGUUGUGCUAAACCUUCCUUUUUGCCAAUUCCACGAUAAUCCAGGAAUUGUCCAACAACCAUCAGGAGAGAGAGGGGAGAACUUCCUUCUAACUGGCAGCUCCAAGUUCAGUUACCCUUAAUGGGGCUGACCUAACAUGGAGGGAGGCCUAUGCCAAAAAACGAAUCAAAGCAGAGAACCCAGUUGUAGAAAUGGAUGGAGAUGAAAUGACCAGAGUAAUAUGGAGCUUCAUUAAAGAAAAGCUUAUUCUACCUAAUGUUAGUGUGGAGUUGAAAUAUUUUGAUCUCGGUCUCCCAAAUCGAGAUAAAACAGCUGACCGGGUGACCAUUGAGUCUGCAUUGGCAACACAAAAAUAUGGAGUCGCAGUGAAAUGUGCCACCAUUACACCAGAUGAAGCUCGAGUGGAAGAAUUUGGACUGAAAAAGAUGUGGAAAAGUCCAAAUGGAACUAUCCGAAAUAUUUUAGGCGGCACAGUUUUUCGAGAUCCAAUUAUUUGCAAAAACAUCCCACGACUUGUUCCCGGUUGGGUGAAGCCAAUCACAAUAGGCCGACAUGCAUAUGGAGAUCAGUAUCGAGCCAUAGAUUUUGUCAUGGACCAGCCGGGUAACUUUAAACUUGUCUUCGUGCCCGAGGAUGGGAGCAAAUCCCUGGAAUGGAAUGUGUUUGACUUCCCUGGUGGAGGAGUAGGAAUGGGAAUGUUCAAUACAGAUGAGUCUAUUACAGGAUUUGCACACAGCUGCUUUCAGUAUGCCCUAAGUAAGAAAUGGCCCCUCUAUAUGAGCACCAAAAACACUAUUAUGAAGGCUUAUGAUGGACGGUUUAAGGACAUAUUCCAGGAUAUUUUUGAGCUACAUUACAAAGCAGCCUUUGACAAGCUGGGCAUCUGGUAUGAGCAUCGGUUAAUCGAUGAUAUGGUGGCUCAGAUGUUGAAGUCCUCAGGAGGUUUUGUCUGGGCUUGUAAGAACUAUGACGGAGAUGUUCAAUCUGACAUUCUGGCACAAGGUUUUGGUUCUCUUGGACUGAUGACAUCAGUGUUGAUUUGUCCAGAUGGGAAAACAAUUGAAGCUGAGGCAGCUCAUGGAACAGUCACUCGCCAUUUCAGAGAGCACCAGAAGGGCAAAGCCACUAGCACAAAUCCAAUUGCCAGUAUCUUUGCCUGGACGCGAGGGCUGGAGCACAGAGCGAAACUCGAUGGCAAUCAGCAACUUAAACAGUUUACUGAUACCCUCGAGCAGGUGUGUGUAGAAACUGUGGAGAGUGGUACCAUGACAAAGGACUUAGCAGCUUGUAUUCAUGGACUGCAGAACAUAAAACCGGGACAGCACUAUGUGUACACUGAAGAAUUUCUUGAUGUCAUCAAGGAAAACUUGGACAAGAAGUUGAGUCAUUGAAAAGGACCAAGAACAAUGAAGAGCCUUCAGGGUUCAUUCCAAGAUGAAUACUACCCAAUCUUUUUCUGUGAAGCAGAUUUAAGAUACUGAGGCGCCAGUUUAUUCUGGCAGUAAGAUUUGCUUUGAAGUGAAAUCUUAAUCAUUCUUUCUAUUACAUCUUUAUUAAAACAUGAGUCUUACUUCAAAUGAAAAAAAUCAUUUUCAGUUGCCCAUAAUCCCUUCCUUUGUGGCAACAGUUUUCACUGCAGAAUAACCAAUGGUUUCAUACACUGUCAGGGCUCGUUAUCUGUAACAUAGAAGUGAGCCUAUUGUAACUUCUCUUUAUACCAAUAGAAACUUUUCGGUAUCCAUUGAAACUUUGUACUUAGAUUUUUUUAACUUAAAAUGAGUAUUGUGUUUUUGAAAUGAAAGUACUUAAAUUGUGCAGCUAUAACACGGUUGAGAUCAGCUGGAAUUACAGACCACAGUAACUGUGCAAAUGGGUGAGAAACUGGUGGGUACAUAGCCCACCUGUACUUAAAAUGGUGGCCUUGACAGUAAGAAUUGUAAAAUACUGGCAAUUAAUUUUAAAUGUCAUAUUGAUUCUUUGUGUGUGUCUGAGGAGAUUGAAAUAAAAUAGUUUUAUGAUUA
Molecule: messenger RNA, 2157 nt
Organism: Rhincodon typus (whale shark)
Lineage: Eukaryota; Metazoa; Chordata; Chondrichthyes; Orectolobiformes; Rhincodontidae
Product: isocitrate dehydrogenase [NADP], mitochondrial-like
Exons: 12
Coding region: 328-1527 (399 amino acids)
Biological process (GO): isocitrate metabolic process
Cellular component (GO): mitochondrion
Molecular function (GO): magnesium ion binding; isocitrate dehydrogenase (NADP+) activity; NAD binding
Source: RefSeq, a predicted model, not a curated record